AAACAAGUGGUGACAAGAAUAUUUUAUUCUAUCAAAUAAUCAAUGAAAAUGGAAAAUUAAAUAAAAGUUCUCGCGAUUUUUAAAUAGUGGAGUGUUGCUUAUAUUUUGGGAUAUUUUGGGACGGAGAGAGAGAGAGUGUGUGUGUGUGUGUGUGUAUAUAUAUAUAUGCAUGCUUAUGCUUGGUAGUAGUUCCGGCCAGAUUAAUUCUCAGAAGUACUAGUAGCAGAAAUGGGGCAGUUCCAUGUAUUCUUCUUUCCGAUGAUGGCUCAGGGCCAUAUCAUCCCAACCUUGGACAUGGCCAAGCUUUUCGUCUACCGCGGCGGCGCCAAGGCCACCGUCAUCACCACCCCUCUCAACCUCCCCUCCCUCACCAAAUCCAUCCAAGAAACAAACCACCUCGGGAUGGACAUCUCCGUCCGGGCCAUCCCAUUCCCGGCCGCGGAGGCCGGAUUGCCCGAAGGCUGCGAGAGGAUUGACCAGGUGGCUUCGGAGGAUUUAAUCCCCAACUUCUUCCGGGCCACGGCCAUGCUCCAGGCACCCCUCGAGCUUCUCCUCCAGGAGGUCCGGCCCACCGCCCUCGUCGCCGACAUGUUCUUCCCGUGGGCCACCGCCGCGGCGGCGAAAUUCGACAUCCCCAGGCUGGUGUUCCACGGGAUAAGCUACUUCGCGCUGUGCGCGGCGGAGGUCGUCCGGACAUACAUGCCCCACAGGAGCGUCCCAUCCGAUUCGGAGCCGUUCCUGGUGCCCCACCUCCCCCACGAGAUCAGGCUGACCAGAUCUCAGCUGGCGCCGCACGACCGGAACGGAUCGGAGAGUUUCAUGGCGGAAUUGCACCGGAGAAUCAAGGAAUCAGAGGCGAGAAGCUUCGGGGUGGUGGUCAACAGCGUGUGCGAACUGGAGGCGGAUUACGCGGAGUACUACGGGAAGGUGUUGGGGAAAAGGGCGUGGCAUAUUGGCCCUCUUUUGCGCUGUGACGCCAAAAUUAAAGAGAGAGCCGCGAGGAAGGAAAUCGCAGCAAUUGCGCCUUUGACGCCCCCCUCAUCAGAUUGCGAAGGACCUCGACAUGACUCCCUCAAAUGGCUCGACUCCAAGAAGCCCAAUUCGACUCUCUUCGUCUCUCUCAAGACUCUUAUUGAAGAUGCCCCGAGUCUACUCGACUCUCUCGAGACUAUUAGAGCAUUCACAAUGGCAAGGCAGUGCCUUGCCUUGCCUUGCCAUAGGAAACCCUCCGCAAAGACGAUGGUGCAAACACGCAGCAAUGCUAACGCAGGUAUCAGAGCUCCCCACCAGGGAGAAAACAGCGCCACUGGAGGCCGGCACCCCCCCAUCACCAUGGUGGAAACAGAGGCCCUCAUCCAGAGGGUCGGGAUCACGGCUGAACAGUUCAAGGAGAAGAAAGUAAGGCGAUCCCAGAAGAAGAAAGCGACCAAGCCUAAUGGGAAGGCUAUGAUGGAAGAUGAGCUGUCCAGACUCGACGAAGAAGACGAGUCGUCCUCUUUCGAGCGGAUGUCCGCUUUUGACUGCUUGGGAGAUCCCAAGUCAAAGAAACCCCGGACCUCUGCGUUUGAGCGGUUGCAAGACACUCGAUUGGCCCGUAAAGGCGAUUUGAGGGAUACGCUCAAAGAGAGAAGAGGGGAGUCCACAGCGACCUCCAAGAUCGGUUCUGGGGAGCGACGAAGGACAGUCGAGGAUAAGGGUGAAGCCGAGCUGUGGAGAAUGUACGAGCAAUUAGAGAAGCGGCUGGACGCCCAAAACCCCUACCGCCAGGCGGUCUUCAGUGAGGACCACCUUGCUCGUUUUGGAGCAAACGUGGUCAUGUAUGCAUAUCCAGAAGAAAUCAAGUGUCGAUGCUUCCUAGCGACACUGGAAGGGCAGGCUUGUGAAUGGUUCCACAAGCUGCCCAAGGGAUCGGUAGAUAAGUGGAGCGACCUGGCCCACAAGUUCUUAGAGCACUUCGCGUCCAAUGUGAAGAUUCGGAAGAUUCGGAAGGGAGGGCAGCUCCGGGAAUUCGUUAAUAGGUGCGAGAAGGAGGCCAGGGACGUCCAAGGAGCGGACGACCAAGCCCUGAUCGCCAUGCUCCAAGCUGCACUCCCCCAAGGGGAUGUGCGCAAGGAGCUGCGACGAAAUCCACUCUCGACCUAUCAGGAGAUGUUGGCCAGGGCGAAAUACCUGGCGUUGGAAGAGGAAGACGUUGAGCCACCAGUCCGGAAGGAGAAGAAAAGCGGGCCACCGGUGGUAGAAGGAAAGAAAAGGAAGGAUUACGGUAAGGGGCCAAACCCCACCGGGUUUCAUGCGAACAGACAUCAUGUUCAUGCGGUGCAGUCUUUGCCUGCCCUUCCUUGCAGUCGGGAAAGCUAUGGAGAAGGUCAGGAGGAUGGACGACGACAUUUGGGGAUAGAUUGUGACGACCUGGAUGAGGAGGAAAGGCAGGGCCGCCAACACCUAGGGUGUCGAUUCAUCAUGGGAGGAAACACUAGAGGAGAUUCGGUGUCCUCACGGAAGAAGUGGAAGAACAUGGUGUACCUGGCCGAUGUGCAAAGGCCGCCGCUACCUAAGCGGAAGAAGAAGGAACCUCUGAUUUUCACAGACGAGGAUUAUCCACCAGUCCUUAGCCCUCACAGGGACGCUCUCGCGAUAAAGGUGGAAAUCAAUAAUGUGGUUGUCCACCGAACUUUGGUUGAUACGUGCAGCUCGGUCAAUGUUAUGUACAGCAACACCUUUAAGGAGUUGGGGUUGUCUCGAAGCGACCUGAAGCCAAUCCAUACGCCACUAUCAGGGUUCACAGGAGAUACCAUCGAAGAUGAAGGAACUAUCACGGUGAAGGCCGGGGUAGGAGAUGGAACCCACCGACUCUGGAUCGACAUGGAAUUCAUGGUAGUGCAGCUCGACUGUGCACGAUUCUGGGACGACCAUGGUUGGAGGACCUGGAGUGCGUAAUCUCCCCCGUCCACGUGUGCCUUAAGUUCAACACCCCCACAGGGGUGGGGGUGGCAAAGGGGAAUCAAAGCCUGUCACGGUC
Molecule: messenger RNA, 3019 nt
Organism: Cuscuta campestris
Lineage: Eukaryota; Viridiplantae; Streptophyta; Magnoliopsida; Solanales; Convolvulaceae
Source: the annotation of a GenBank genome assembly